Vespa crabro (European hornet) is the source of this 737-nucleotide messenger RNA. RefSeq lists its product as uncharacterized. NCBI's taxonomy places the organism in Eukaryota, Metazoa, Arthropoda, Insecta, Hymenoptera, Vespidae. Bases 127 to 510 code for a protein of 127 amino acids. The transcript has 4 exons. The record is from RefSeq and is a predicted model, not a curated record.
CGUGAAUCAAUGACAUUCCAAUUUCUUAUUGUGACAUAAGUUUAAUACUUCAAAUUUAGGUGAAGGAUUUCUUCUCGUCGGUUCCUGAUAUAAAGAAAACAAAAAAAGUAAUUUAUAACAUAUAUUAUGGGUUUAGCGCGGUUAGUAAGCAUACGGAAGAUUGAAGAAUUAUUGUUAUCACGGUUCACUAUUAAAGCCAGUCUUGUUGGUGGUAUUAUUUAUGUUUCUGUACACGAAGGUUAUUGGUCAAAGCAUAAUGAGAGCCUUAAAGUGUAUGAAAACAUGUAUAAAGAUUAUCCAUAUUUAACGAGAUAUGUACCUAAAGAAAUUACAGGAGGGAUUCCGCCAAGUAUCGCAGAUCUAAAAUAUUGGUUAUUAACAAAAUGGAAUGCAGGAGUAAUCACGAGCAUAAAAUUUGUAGCAGAUAGUCCUUCCCACAUUACAAAGGCUUAUAAGGCUAUUUCAAAAUUUACUCAGGAAAAAACAGAACAGCUGAUGAAGUCUGAAUAAGUAAUUUUCAUCGUAUUUAGUCGUGUUAUUUGAAUUUUAGUAAAAAAAGAAAAGAAAAGAAAAGAAAAAAAUUGUACCGUUCAAUCGCAGAACAUACAGAUUUUACUUGCAAGAUAUUUAAUGAAACAUUUUCUUUUCGUUUAUUUUUUAUGCAAUACCAUGAAAUAAAUUGAAAUACAAUUGAAAAAUCAAUUGAAAGUAACAUAAUAAAUUAACUAUUUAUUUUA